AUGGGCAAACCUCGAAGGUUGCAGGUUUUUGACUUUUCUUUUCUCUUCUUUUGUUUUCUCUCUUCAUUAUCCAUAUCUUCUUUCGCAUUGUCUGAUGCUGAAGCAUCAUACCUCAGUCAACGUCAACUCUUAACCCUCCCUGAAAAUGGUGAACUUCCUGAUGGUUUUGAGUUUCAAGUUCAAAUAAACUUAAAAUUUGAUAAUUCUAGGCUGAGGAGGGCUUACAUUGCCCUCCAAGCCUGGAAAAAGGCAAUGUAUUCUGAUCCGAAGAACAUAACCAACAAUUGGGUUGGUCCUAAUGUAUGUGGCUACUCCGGUGUCUUUUGCGCUCAAGCAUUGGAUGACCCAAAAAUAAAUGUUGUUGCUGGUGUUGAUCUUAAUCAUGCUGACAUUGCCGGAUACCUUCCGGCAGAGCUGGGGUUGAUGACCGAUCUUGCAUUGUUCCACAUAAAUUCCAACAGAUUUUGUGGGAUUAUACCCAAGAGCUUCUCUGAGCUUACGCUUAUGCAUGAGUUUGAUGUUAGCAACAAUCGGUUCGUCGGCCCUUUCCCGGAUGUUACAUUAUCCUGGUCGAGUGUCAGGUACAUCGACAUCAGAUUCAACAAUUUUGAAGGCCAAAUACCGCCUGAGCUUUUCGAAAUGAAACUCGACGCAUUGUUCUUAAAUAACAACAGGUUCACUUCGACCAUUUCCGAAACAAUCGGCCAAUCCACAGUCUCUGUGGUGACAUUUGCCAACAACAAAUUCAAAGGUUGUAUUCCACGUAGCAUUGGCAAAAUGGAGAACUUGGAUGAGAUUAUUUUCAUGAACAAUGACCUGGGCGGUUGCUUCCCACCGGAAGUUGGUUCGCUUAAGAACCUGACUGUGUUCGACGCCAGCCUUAACUCAUUCGUCGGUGCUUUGCCACAAGAGUUUUCAAACUUGAUAGGGGUUAAUGUUUUGGACAUUUCCCAUAACAAGUUGACAGGUGUUUUGCCUGAGAAUAUUUGUAAGUUGCCAAGCUUGUCUAAUUUCUCAUUCUCUCAAAACUACUUUAAUGGAGCGGCCAAUGCUUGUGUACCAACUUUGAGGAAAGACAUCGUAUUGGAUGACACUGGCAAUUGUUUGGGUGAUAGGCCGAAGCAGAAGUUAGGCAAUGAAUGCGAAGCUGUUUUGAGCCAUCCAAUUGAUUGUAGUAAAGACAAAUGUGGUGGUGGCUCUUCACCUAAGCCACCCGUCAAAGCUGCUCCAAAGCCACAGCCAAAACCUCCCGUUCACUCACCACCACAACAAGUUCUCUCCCCUCCACCACCUGUCUACUCUCCACCUCCACCAGUUCUCUCCCCUCCACCACCCGUCUACUCACCACCACCACAACCAGUUCGCUCCCCUCCACCUCCACCAGUUCAAUCACCACCACCACCACCACCCCAACCAGUUCUCUCCCCUCCACCACCCGUCUACUCUCCACCUCCACCAGUUCAAUCUCCACCACCACCAGUUCUCUCCCCUCCACCACCCGUCUCCUUUCCACCUCCACCAGUUCAAUCUCCACCACCACCAGUUCUAUCCCCUCCACCACCCGUCUCCUUCCCACCUCCACCAGUUCUGUCCCCUCCACCACCCGUCUCCUUCCCACCUCCACCAGUUCAAUCUCCACCACCACCAGUUCUAUCCCCUCCACCACCCGUCUCCUUCCCACCUCCACCAGUUCAAUCUCCACCACCACCAACUUCACCUCCAGUUGUUGCUUUGACACCGCCACCUACAAAAAAAGUAGUCCUCCCUCCAAACUUGGGAUUCCAAUACUCAUCGCCACCUCCACCAAUGUUCCCAGGCUACUGAGUACUACAUCCUUGAUAAUGUAAAAGAAAAUGAAAGAAAAGAAAAGAAAAUUGCGCAUGCAUUUCAUUCCCAAUACAAUUGUAACAUAAUUGGUAGAGAGGUCACUUAUAUGUAUUUAAUGCCAUACUUAGGGUAUGCCAUAUUACAAUAAUAUGAAAUCAAAUGUUUCACCAUAUAA
Molecule: messenger RNA, 2002 nt
Organism: Gossypium raimondii (Peruvian cotton)
Lineage: Eukaryota; Viridiplantae; Streptophyta; Magnoliopsida; Malvales; Malvaceae
Product: pollen-specific leucine-rich repeat extensin-like protein 3
Exons: 1
Coding region: 1-1824 (607 amino acids)
Molecular function (GO): protein binding
Source: RefSeq, a predicted model, not a curated record